Molecule: messenger RNA, 3814 nt
Organism: Porites evermanni
Lineage: Eukaryota; Metazoa; Cnidaria; Anthozoa; Scleractinia; Poritidae
Source: the annotation of a GenBank genome assembly
AAAUAAUUGUGUUUAUUUCUUCAUUUAUAUCGAAUUUUGCACUAAGGGUACCCCUCAACUUUCUGCUUAAAGCCAAAGGUUCCAUCGGUCCCGAAUGUUUUGUAAUUCGUAAAGAAAGCUAAAGAGGCCAAGGGCCCAAGGGAACAUUUAUAACGCUCUUUCACGAUCGACACGUCACCCUCUGUUGUCAAGAACAAUUAAACUUAAGUACAGUUGUUAAUUUAACUGCUGGCUCAUGGAUGAGGACCUAAAUGCUCUUCAUGACCCCGUGGAUACUGCAGCAAACUUUGAGAAUAUGGGUAUAGUUGCUAUGUUCAUUCAGCUCGUUUCGUGGAUAUCAUCUGCUGCAAUGAUUAUCGGCGGUGUUGUUCCUUAUGUACCGCAGUAUUGGGACAUUUGGCAGACUCGAGAUGCCGAAGGAUUUUCAAUGCACGUUUGUUUAGCGUUAGUUGUUGCCAACAUAUUAAGAAUAUUCUUUUGGUAAGUGUUUUGAGAAGACAUAAUUUUCUCACUGUUGUGCGACAAACGCAGAUUGCAGACUUCCAGACUUGCAGGUGAACAAGAUAAACAUAAUGCUGUGAAAUGCUCCUACAGAUUCCGUAUCCCUAAACUAGACUUUGAGAAGACUUAAAGUUUAGCGAUAGGGAAUCUGGGAGAGCAUUUCACAACAAUGUUUACCUUAAAUGAGGUUUGUGAUGCACCAAUCACUAACAACCACGGUGGUACAAUAGUUUGACUCAGUAAAUCGACUGCAGUGUGCAGUCAAAAUAUAGCAAUCAACAUCAAAGUGACAAUUGUGAGGAAAAUGAUAAAACUAAACCCUUCAUAUACAUUAUCCUCGAAGAUUAAUGUCUUUCAUGACAAUGUUUACCUUGUCUACCAACCAGUCUGCAAGUGUGCAUUCUGCUUUUGUCAUACACCAUUUUCUCACAGCAUUGCAAAUUAAGCUACUUAAUGACUGUGUCCAUUGGUUACAACUAAGGAAACCGUUAUUGCAUUUAAAGCACCAGAUAUAGAUUUAUCUUGCUAGUGGACAGUGUUAUCCACUUUUUGAACUGGCAACAGGACUAUUACCCUGCUUGAACUGUAUGUCCCAACAAGGAAAGAAAUCUUGUAUGUUCUUUGUUUGUAAAACAAGAACAAAUUAAUAUGGCCCUACUCGGUACACAUAGUUAUAAUGCUAAUUGGAAGAGAUUAUGUUAGUGAAACCAUUAAAAAAACAUAAUAUCAUUUUUUAAAAUAAUUUUUGAUAGGUUUGGACGUCAUUUUGAACUGCCACUAUUAGCUCAAAGCUUUAUCAUGAUUGCUGCUAUGAUGAUGAUGUUACAACUUUGCACCAAAAUCAGAAGAGAGAAUGAUUUGAGUGCAAAGAAAAGAUCUUUUUUCGGUGAGUAAAUUGAUGAACAAGUUGCUAGAAUGAUAAUGUUCAAUUAUAAUAAUUUUCUUAAUUAUUAAGAAAAUAUGUUUGAACAGACCAGCCACUUGCAUAAGCAGACAGCACUACUGUAGCCUUGGCUAGAAUAACAAAACCAUUUAUUUAAUUUUUUUGGUGAACCGCUUUUGUAAUGGACGCUUUUUCUGUUUCCCAAGGAUUUCAUCUUACAUAAAGUACAUAAAUUAUCUGAUUUAUGAGGGCCCCACUGAAAACCGCCUUGGUGAGUUGGACUCCCUCUAUAAAUAUUGAUAUUAUUAUUAUUAUUAUUAUUAUUAUUAUUAUUAUUAUUAAUAAUAAUAAUAAUUAAAUUUUAACAUAUUGGUUUUGUUGCUGUUUUUUCUUCAGAUUUUCACAGAAGACACUUUUGGGACUGGACGCACUUUUCAGAUUACGUGCUCUGUGUACUGAUAUUCAUUGCAGUUGGUGGUUACAUCACAUACUUGUUCCUGAGCUUUACUGCAUUUGUAGAGCUUAUAGGAUUCCUAGCAGUGUUUACAGAGGCUAUGCUUGGAGUCCCUCAGUUUUACAGAAAUUACAUCAAUCAGUCAACCAUGGGAAUGAGGUACUUUUCAAUAACUCCAACCAUCUUGGUCUCUCUAUCAUAUCAGUUCCUUAGGGGUUGUUCUUUAAAGACCCUUAUAUUUAAUAAAUUUUAAUUUUGUUUUAAGAGGACAAAUUUUUACAAUAAAUUUUUUAAAAGGAACUUCAUAAUCAAAAAUGUUUUUAAACUCAAUAUAAUAAAUUAUAUUCCUUAGAUAUAUUCCUAUUAUACAGUCGACUCUCUCUUAAUGGACACCUCUAUAAGAUGGACACCUCUGUAAAAUGGACACCUAGAGUUGGUCCCUGCCUUUGCUUAUUCCCUUUAUUUGACUCUUUAUAAGACAGACAUCUCUCUAAGAUGGACACUUAGUGCGGGUCCCAAAGGUGUCUGUCUUGAAGAGAGUUGACUGUAUAUGUUACAGGUCAAAAUUAACUUAAGGUUAAAAUUUUCUCACCUAGGUUGAUUCUCAGUUUCCUUUGUCUCCUAACCCUGUCAGAUUAUUCAUGAAUUAGGGCUAGGAGGCAAACCUGGUAGAGUGGGUGGGAGGGGGGGAGGGUUACUAGACCCAAUUUUUGUGCAGGAAGGCUCUCCAUAGAGGCUUAAUCCCUUUCUCUUUCUGACAGAAAAGACACCCGCUGUCAUACUCUGAGUUCAUUAAUAUUAUUAACAUUAUACUUAUUAUUCAAUUCAAAUUGUGUCAGGCCCUUUUGAAAUGUACCUGAAAGACAGAAUUCUUUACCCUUUUGUAAUACAUACACCUAAUUGCAAUAACGUUGUCUUAAAAAAAUGACAAUAGGAAAAAGCCAAAUAGGAAUUAAAUAGGCUAAUUAAGCCACAUUCUCAUGGUAGAUUCAUUUGCAGCCGUUGCAUUUCCCCGCUGGAAUUUUCAGUUUUAUUGUCUUUCAGCUUUAAAACAAUAGCAAAUUCCAACAGGGAAAUACAAUGUCCAUGUGUGGAUGCUGCAAAUAAAAUUUAAUUUAUUAGGCUUAUUAGCCUAAUAAAUUCCUAUUUGGCUUUUUCCUUUUUUUUAUUUUUCUAUGACAACGUUUUUGCAAUUAGGUGUAUAGCUAAAGCCUGAAAAGUACCCUCCCAAAGACAUACAGCCUGUUAUUGGGAUAUUUAUAAAUGGUUAUAGGACUGAGUGGAGUCCAAUUCAGUCUGUGAUCAUAUUUAAAGAGUGAUUUUAAAACAAAAUCGGAUGACUGCGUAGAGGGAGUCCAAUUUAUUUAAUCACGAGUAUGAUUACAGACUGAAUUGGACAACAUGAAGUUCUAUUACCAAUUAAUCAUAACUAUAACAAAAUCUGUGAUAUUUUAGGUUUUUAAAACUUACUUGCUAGCAGUGAAAAAAAAAAAAACAUUUAAGUGUGCACAAUGGUGCAUACUGUCCAUUUACGUACUUAGGCAUAACAUAAACUGUCCUAUUACACUGUCUUAUUAAUGCUGAAAUCAGGACAGUUGAUAGCUAUAAGAUUUGAGAAUGUUAUUAUAGUUAUGAUUACUAGGAUUAUGUCAUAUUUCACUUAAUGUGCUUCCUAAAUCAUGUGAUAAUUUUAUUAUAUUUUGUAUCAACUUGUAGCCGCAUUUCUGUCUUCCUCUUUUUUGUUCACAGCGUAAAGAUGGUUGUGAUGUGGUUAUCAGGAGAUAUAUUCAAAACUUGUUACUUCAUUGUCAAAGUUGCUCCAAUUCAGUUUUGGAUCUGUGGAAUGCUCCAGAUAUCUAUUGACAUUGCAAUACUUUUUCAAGUUCGAAAGUAUCGCACACAAGAAAGAACUCAUUUAAGAUGACCGUAAAAAUACUGGUAUUAUAGCUAAGGGUAGGGGGAUAGACAAUCUGAAA